This is a messenger RNA of Staurois parvus, 763 nucleotides long. Lineage: Eukaryota; Metazoa; Chordata; Amphibia; Anura; Ranidae. The record is from the annotation of a GenBank genome assembly.
UGCCUCCACCUCCCUCCCUGAUAGAAGAGGAGAAAGAAGAAGAAGAUUCUAGAAGUCACCAGAGAGAUCACUGAGCUGCUGACAGGAGAGGUUCCUAUUUAAGGUGUCAGGGUGUCACUGUCUAUUUCUCCAUGGAGGAGUGGGACAGUAUUUAGAAGGGACACAAGGACCUCUACAAGGACGUCAUGAUGGACAAUCAGCCGCCCCUCACAUCACCGGAUGGAAUAUCAGUCAAUGGGAAAUUCUCCCACCAGAGAGAUGUGUCCCCGUCCUCUGUAUCAUUGUGUUCUGGGAUUCCACACAGGAUGGGUCACACCAUCCCUCACCAUCAUCAGUGUGGAAAACCUGAGAGAUCCUAAAGUUGAGGUUAAAGAAGAGAUAAAAGAGGAGGAGGAUGAGGAUGCGGGGAUGGAGGAAUCUGUACCAGGACACCAUGUGAGUCAAUCCAGCUACAGGAACCCACCAGAGAGAUGUCCCCGGUCCUCUGUAUUCCCGGAUUCCACACAGGGAAGGUUCACACCAUCCCUCACCAUCAUUCAGAGUUUGGAAUCCUCGGGGGAUGAUAAUAUUGAUGUUAAAAGAAGAGAUAUAAGAGGGGGGAUGAGGAGUAUGGAGUGAUGGAGGAGAGUUUUCAGAAGGACACAAGGAUAUGAUGGAGCCACCUAAUACCAGGAACCCACCAGAGAGAUGUCCCCGUCCUCUGUAUUCCCGGGAUUCCACACAGGAAGGUCACACCAUCCCUCACUAUACAAGGUUGGUGGAU